Messenger RNA from Lymnaea stagnalis (great pond snail), 2201 nucleotides. Lineage: Eukaryota; Metazoa; Mollusca; Gastropoda; Lymnaeidae. The record is from the annotation of a GenBank genome assembly.
GACGUGGCUGGUGCUGCCCCCCAUUGCCCAGGUAAGAGAGACACAACUGUGUAUUUUUUAACAACAACCCAUUCAUAUUUGUAUGACAGUUCUUAAAUUGUUCACGCUUUUUAUUUGUAACGUAUUAUUUUGAUAUCACGUUUUUCCAAAUAAAUUUUGAAUGUUCAAUCAACUGCUGAUCAAUUCUGGUUUACUAAAUGCUACAGCAAUGACCUUUCGUACACUGAUUAAAGUCUUCUUUUAUAUUAAAAAAUGGGUUGGGGUGGCUUUUAAUUUAUAAAAAUUUUGAAUUUCUUCCAUUUACUUUGUAUGUGAACUUAAUUAUAAGUACAGUAUUUGGAGUUCCAAAAAAAGAGGGAAAGCAAAAAUGGUUGCACAUCAUUCUUUAAAUUUGUAUAAAAUCAGUGGAACCGAGCGUAAAAAAUAAAUCUGCAUUUUCCAUCUUUGUUUCUCAAUUCAUUCAAAUAAAAUAUUUACAUUUGUAUUUAAAGAUUUAUUUUUUAUUGGGGGGAAAAGGGGGGGGGGUCUAAUAAAUGAAUUUUUUUGGUCAAUUAAAUGACAUUUUGUUUCGAGUAAACGCCAUUCUGUUUUGCCCACAGCUAGUCAUCACCCCUCUGUACUGGCUUGUCCAGGGCACAGUGUUUACUGGAAUUUUUUUCUUGGGCCAUGACGCUGGCCACGGGUCAUUCUCUAAGCACGAGAUUGUCAACACCAUCUUCGGCAACAUUUGCCACAACUUUGUCAUCUGCCCCUACUACCAGUGGAAGGUGAGCACUUCUCCAGAAGUACAGCCGUCGGUACAAUUAUAAAUACAAACGUGGUCUAAUGAUUACAGGUUGAAAGAAGCUGAAAUUUGACUAAAUACAAGAAAACAUUACAAGGAACGAUUUUUUGUGUCUAAUUCCUUUGAAGAACACAAACAGCUAGACACUCGCGUUGCUUGCUGUGUAAUAUAGUGAUAGCGAGAAGAUCUCAGGCACUUUCACUUCCUGUAUCUACAAAAGAGCAGCGACUGUUUCAGAACAGGCACAUGGAGCUUUAUAUAAUAAAAUGGAUAACAUGGGAGGGACCGUGCUCAACCCGUGUGAGGUAAAUAAAUAGUGGAACGAGAUAUGUCUAGGCUUAGAAAUAAAAGAAAGGACAGGCAAGCAGACGUUUCGGCGAGAUGCCUUCUUCAGCAGAUGAUUACACAAACAAGAAACAUACAUUUCGGUAGGAUUCCUUCUUCAGCAGACAAAACACAAACAAGAAACAGACGUUUCGGCCAGAUGCCUUCUUCAGCAGAAAUACUUAAACAAGAAACAGACGCUUCGGCCAGAUGCCUUCUUCAUCAGACAAUACAAAAACAAGAAACAUGCUUUUCGGCUAGACGCCUACUUCAGCAGACAAUACACAAACAAGAAACUGAAGAUACUUUGAAUUUAACUUUAAAACUUAUGAGCUCGAAAAUCUCAACAAAGUUCAAUGUAGCUCAAGAUGAUAGGCAUUUUUACAGGACGUAAAUACUUACUGUCAAGCAGAAGUCAUAAAUUUCUGUUGCAUAUAUGUUAUAAAGUAACCUUACUUCAGAUUUAUAAUAAAAAAGACACCACUCUUUUGCCAUGUACAACAGCUGUUGUCGUUCCGAACUAUCACAAAAUCACCGAAAACAACUAAAUCAUUUUUCGUCUUCCUCCCCUUAGUCCAGUGGUUCCCAAAGUUUUAAGUUUGGCGGACCGGUGAACAAGUUUCGAAACUUUACCAGGGACCGGUGCAUGAUUUAUUUUUUACUUUUAUUUCUAUUAGACAAUAAAUAUUUAUGUUAUGGGGACCGGUGAAGGUCCACAGGACCGCCAUUUGGGGACCAAUGCGUCAACUUCCACACAGCUACACACAGUUUCAUAAGCAUCGCAUUCACCUUAAUAUAAUAUACUCACCAGACACGAAUUUUUCCAUUUAACAAAUAAUAAAAUGCGCAUGAUUGUACAUGAAUGAUAAGCUUAACUUUUACCCUUAUGAUAAACUGAACUUGUACAUGAAUGAUAAGCUUAACUUUUACCCUUAUGAUAAACUGAACUUGUACAUACAUUAUAAGCUUAACUUGUGCUUCAAUGAUAAACUUGUAUAUUUCAGAUAACGCACAGGAACCACCACAAGCACACAGGCAACAUGGACAAAGACGAGGUGUUCUAUCCCGUCUGGAAGAAGGAGCUGACCCCAGG